Messenger RNA from Hippoglossus stenolepis (Pacific halibut), 10368 nucleotides. Its product is annotated as vitamin D3 receptor A. The coding region runs from base 276 to 1538 and encodes 420 amino acids. NCBI's taxonomy places the organism in Eukaryota, Metazoa, Chordata, Actinopteri, Pleuronectiformes, Pleuronectidae. Gene Ontology annotation, biological process: positive regulation of transcription by RNA polymerase II; negative regulation of transcription by RNA polymerase II; cell differentiation. The transcript is spliced from 10 exons. Gene Ontology annotation, cellular component: nucleus. The record is from RefSeq and is a predicted model, not a curated record. Gene Ontology annotation, molecular function: nuclear receptor activity; zinc ion binding; vitamin D response element binding.
CGGGGAUUUGGGAGAAGUGCGGUCCUGCUGCUGUGUUGAUUCAGAUCUAAAAAAACUGGACUAACAGGGAGUCGCGUCGGUCGCUGCUCGCGUGGAUUAAUUUUUGUUUCGUAGGGGAAAAGUUUUUUCAGCGUGGGGAGAGAUUGUUUUUAAAAACCCGCCUUCAACUCCACCGGCUCGAGGGGGAAGCGUUCGGCGACCCUGGCUGCGACAACACUCGGGGCCCCCUCCCCUCUGCUGCUGCACGAAGUGACGGUUGAUAUGCCACAUCAGUGAUGGAGCCCAUGACGGUAACAACGUCGAUGGUCGGGCCGGACGAGUUCGACCGCAACGCCCCGCGGAUCUGUGGCGUGUGCGGCGACAAGGCCACCGGCUUCCACUUCAAUGCCAUGACCUGCGAGGGCUGCAAGGGGUUCUUCAGGCGCAGUAUGAAGCGCAAGGCCUCCUUCACUUGUCCAUUCAACGGAAGCUGCACCAUCACCAAGGACAACCGGCGCCACUGCCAGGCCUGUCGACUCAAACGCUGCAUCGACAUCGGCAUGAUGAAAGAAUUCAUCCUGACAGAUGAGGAGGUUCAGAGGAAGAAAGAAAUGAUAUUGAAGAGGAAGGAGGAGGAGGCGGCCCGGGAGGCGAUGAGGCCGCGGCUGAACGAGGAGCAAGCUCGGAUGAUUUCCUCUCUGGUGGAAGCUCACCACAAGACCUAUGAUGCCUCCUAUUCUGACUUCUCCCGCUUCAGGCCUCCAGUGCGUGAAGGCCCAGUAACACGCAGUGCCAGCAGAGCGGCCUCCCUUCACUCUCUGUCCGAUGCCUCCUCUGACUCAUUCAACCACUCUCCUGAGUCCGUGGACACCAAGAUGAACUUCAGCAACUUGUUAAUGAUGUACCAGGAUGGCGCCAGCAGUCCAGACUCCAGCGAGGAGGAUACUAAGCUCUCCAUGCUCCCCCAUCUGGCCGACCUGGUCUCCUACAGCAUCCAGAAGGUCAUUGGUUUUGCCAAGAUGAUUCCAGGCUUCAGAGAUCUGACAGCCGAGGACCAGAUCGCUCUGUUGAAGUCAAGUGCCAUUGAGAUCAUCAUGCUGCGGUCCAACCAGUCGUUCAGUCUGGAGGACAUGUCCUGGAGCUGCGGAGGGCCCGACUUCAAAUACUGCGUCAAUGAUGUCACAAAGGCGGGCCACACUCUGGAGCUCUUAGAGCCGCUGGUGAAGUUCCAGGUCGGUUUGAAGAAACUCAACAUGCACGAAGAGGAACACGUGCUGCUCAUGGCCAUCUGCCUGCUCUCCCCAGAUCGUCCAGGUGUCCAAGACCAUGCCCGCGUCGAGCAGCUCCAAGACCGUCUGUCGGAGGCGUUGCAGGCCUACAUCCGCAUCAACCACCCGGGCGGACGCCUCCUCUACGCCAAGAUGAUCCAGAAACUGGCCGACCUGCGCAGCCUGAACGAGGAGCACUCCAAGCAGUACCGCUCGCUCUCCUUUCAGCCUGAGCACAGCAUGCAGCUGACCCCGCUGGUGCUGGAGGUGUUCGGCAGCGAGGUGUCAUAGCAGAGAAGGAGCCCAGCACGUACACCUGUACUCCCUCAUAACACACAGGAUGAUUAACCAACCCUUUCCACCGUUUCCCCCAAGAAAACCUGGCAUUGAUACAUCUCUGGACAUGUGGGAGAAAGACGGAUAAUCAGACAGAUGGUAACAUUCACCUCUUCAUCAUUGGCCCAUUCUCCUCCUCUUCCUCCUGACCUCUAGGAGCGAUACUCAAAUGCCUGGACCUCUGGAUUUUUGGAUUUAUGACACCUGAUGAGGCUGUGGAUCUCUGCAGCACUUUGACAGGCUUUGAAAACACAGUACAGCCUCACAUUUCAUCGCGUCAUGCAGCUGUUGUGAUGUCUGGAACAGAUUCGACAUCCAGAUCCUCUCCACAUCCACAAACUCCAGAUUUGCCUUCUCUCAUCACCACCUUUCUCCACCUAUCACUUCUAGAUCUCUGCCAUGUUUUUACAGUGGAGACAGCUUGAUGGAUGUGACUGUCACAUCCUUUUAUUUAACCAUCAUCUUUUUAACAUCACUUCAGGUUCACAUCAACAGCUCCAUCAAUUACCCAUGCUGGCACUUGUGAGGGCCAGAUAAAUUUCUAGCAGUGUGACUACACUUGUGUUACUUAGUUCCAAGCCAUCAUUGAUCUAGAGUUUGUCUACAGCAAAUACAUCCAAAUAUAUUGAACAUCAACAUGAUGAGCGAUGGGGGAUCUUAUAAUAAUGUAAUUAGGGAUGCACCGAUCUGACUUUGCCACUCCUGGUACAGAUAUUGAUACCCGGGCCUUGGUUAUCGGCUGAUAACGAGUAUCAAUCAAAUAUCAGUGUUAAAUUAAUAAGUGACCAAUCUAAUUAUCAGCUGAAGAACCUGUUAGUGUAGGAAGCAUAAAAUACCUCCAAACUGACCCUUUGAUUUUGCCUCCCUCCAUGCUAUGUUAGUUAGCAAAAUCGACUGUUCUACUGGCGUGCUGCUGACGCACGACGAAUUGAACAGAAUAUAUUGCUCCCAUAUAUUGGCCCUAUUGUCAUCAGAUCCCGAUCCAGUUGGUCAAUAUCAGUGCAUCCCUUGGCGUAAUGGAAAUACUUGGUUCGCUGUUUGAAAAGUACUUGGUGAGGAUGAGAGUCCAGCAGGUGUGUUCUCCUGCUCAGCCCCGUGUCUGUGUGUAGGAGACACCUCAGAUGGUGGAAGGAAGUCUUAAGUCGGAGGGUUUGGGUGAGAUUUGGAGGAUUGAGUGAAGGAGAUGGGAGAGAUGGAGGAUGGAGAUGCUACAGUUGAAAUUUCCUGCUCACCAGACUAAAGGGAAAUUAUCACAAAAAGAAUGUAUGUAUAAUGCUAUAUAAAUAUAAAUGAUACGUAUAAGCUUAUAUAUAUAUCUAUAUAAAUAUAUAUAUAUAGAUAUAUUUAUGAGAGCAAAACGAGUUUGCUUUCAUGAAGCUAAUUGUUCUGACUGUUGUAUAAUGUAGAGGAUUUGAAGGCCCCUCCUCAGUUGUGUGUGUGUCUUCUCUAUGGAAAGACAGACGUACACACACACAAGAAAGCACUGAGAAGUGUGUGAGGAGUCCUUCUAUUUUUGUGAUGCGUGUACAGUGUAUGAGAAUAUUGAUGGACCACAAGGGGGUGUGCGUACAGGCUCUGACUGGGGGUUCAGUGCAGGGAAGCACUUUUCUGUUGGAUUUUACUCGUUAUUGGACCUGUGAAGUUUGUCGACCGACACAACGUCAUGUUUCGUGGAUAGUGAUUAUCCCAAAAAAUAAGAAAAUAAAUAAAUCUUUGUCCGGCUGGUUAGAUUGCUGCUACGACAGUUAGAGCUAGAUAGUUACAACUAUCGGCUGUUGCCUCAGGGAAAAGUUUGUCUGAUGAUAUUGUGUAUGUGGUGUUUAGGCGUGUGUGUGGCGUAAGCUUACAAUCAUGAGACGGAGAUUGUUUUUGAAGCUCUAGGAUUCACUGUGAUUUCUAAUCAUACUAAAAAACAGCAUAAGUAAGCUAAAAGUCAAACUUUUUAAAACGAUUACCCUAAGAUUUUCAUUCCCUAGCUUAUGUUCAUUAAAAAUAUAAACUCCUCUUAUGAAAUGGUUUGCAUUAUCGUUCAAUGCAUUAGAGAUCUUAAAAAGUACAUACCCAUUAAAUGGCUACAUUUAAAUAAUAGUCAUCGGUGUUAAAACAUUGCUUGAUUAAUAUGAACCUCAAGUGUAGUUUGGUUUUUUUCUUUCUUCAGGGCUAAUUCAAUAUUCUACAGAUGGUAGCAAUAUACAGUAGGAGAAUAAUGUAUAGUCAAGUGUUUUUGAAUGAAAUCCUUCAGAUGGCCAUAAUAGCAGGACAGAAAUGUAAAGACAUGAGAAAGAUGCUUUUUGUAUUCACUAUAAAAACCAAGCCUCGUACCGUUUUGUCACAACCUAUCAUUUCAACACCAGCCGCAUAAGCAAGGGUUUUAGGAUGUUACUUUUCAACAUCACUACAUAUCAUAUCACCUUUUCUGUUGACACGGUGCAUGCUCUCCCCUCAUGCAGGCCUGGAUCGCCCCCUUGUGGAUAAACCUUGUAAAUACCACUUGCUAAGUCUGUACAUAGUUAGAGAUUAAUGUAGGCAAAAUACUAAGAGAAUUCAAUUGUUUGAUGGAAAGAUGCUCUGGAGAUACAGCACUAUAUGCAAUUAGGAGAAGGACUCUUAGGUUGUAUUUAACUAGGACGUGCAGAGGUGGCAAUCCUGGUGACGUGGCUAAGUUGUUUCAAGGAGCACUGAAGAAAACUGUCAGAAUUAGGUUUGACCCUUUCACAACAAAGUCACACAUUCAAAUAAGAUCAAUGUCAUAUCCAAAAAGAUGCAGAUUUUAGUCCAACUCUUUGGUUUGAUGCAUAACAUUAACAUUAGUGCCAUGCUCGGACUCAGAAACCUAAAGAUUUCUACCUGCAAAGGCCCCAUGUGACCGAACAUUCCCAGUGGUGGUUGUGUUGUCCAUUCCAACUGGCUGAGUCUCAUGCAUGCUCCACAAACACACACAACAUUAGUGUGUUCAAUCUUAACGCUCCGGAACCUGACAACUCAGUCCGUCGCCACAGGAUGUGUGCCCUCUCUGUCCGUUCCAAGCUUAUGGAUGUACGUUCUAUUCUCUCUCUCUCUUCUAAAGUCAAUCGAUAAGCUUUUGACAAUUAUACAGUAUAUCCAUAAUGUUUUUAUUUUGGUGAAAAUCUCUCUUCUUUUUUUUUUUUCUUCCUCUGUUUUGUUCUGUUCAAGAUUGUCGAUCAAUGUGUUUCAGAGUUUGCUUUCUAGCUUGUGCUUGGCUCGCUGCACUGGGACGUCAUUUAAAUGAAGCAGGAAUGAGCAAAGUGGACUCCUGGAGACUUUUCCAAGUGCAAAUGAACAAGCUCCCCUUGUUCCCGUGAUUUCAGCUGAGUGAAAACAUAAUAGCCAUUUUCAAACUAACGACGUGGCUUUAACUUCAUGUACAGACAGGGAAGGGACACUGGCAACCGUUCUUUCUUUUUUCCUACUGGAAUAACUUGUCAGUGCGGCCAUGUUUCACCUGGAUCCGUCACCUGAGGGGAAGGAACACGGCAGAGCUGAGUCUCUGUUAAUGGAAAAGCGGUCCCCAGCUCUGUAUUUAAAAUGAAAAAAAAAAGCUACAUCUGCUUUUCCAGAAGCACGGUGUCAAACACAAUCAAGUGAUCAUGAACUAACACUGCCUCAACUGACUGACACAGGAUUUAGCCAAUGGACACUAUCGCAACAGCAUGGGCGUGCCUCUUCAUUCAUCACCCAACCAUCUAACCGCCUCUUCUUCUGCAAUAGCCAAUUACAGCAGGAUUACUCUUCAUAGCUUUAACUUGACAGCCAUUCAGGCUCUGCUUUUUCUGGGAAACCGUGGCGCACCAAGGGCUGAUGGGAGUUUGGCGAGACCGCUGCUUUGGGAAUUCAACAUUUUUGAAGACACGCAUGACGACACAGAAAUGGCUUCUUCUGUCCCUCCCAGAAAAAAUGGACAUCCAGAAGAACUGUGUAUAAAAUUUGCAUAGAAGAUCAUAAGAGAUACAAGUAUUUUUUUCGCCACAGGCAGACGUAGUGACCCGGUGUACAGGCAGAGGGCGCAGUGACUGAUGAGAUGUCGCCUCCUAAAACCCAAAGUGUGACAUUACUUUUCUCACUACUUUGUGUGUUUCUCUCGCAUUGCAGCUCUUGAAAUUUUUACAAAGUAGUUGUUGAAUGACAAAAAAAGUGGACUUUUUACAUAUAACAUCAACACCUACAUCAUCUGUUUCAAAAAGGAAUGCAGGAUGGGGUGAUGGCGGGGAGAGUCUGCUCUGUUGCAAGGGUUCCGAGAGUGAAACCUCACCGAUCUAACUUUGCUAUGCUGCUUGUGAACACGUCGCUGAUUCUCCUCUGUGGGUCAUUUCUUAAAUUUCUGUCAUUUUUAGCUUGUUCAUGGAGAACGCUGCGUCUGCAUGACAUGUCUGGCUCUUGCGUUUUGACACUAAACGGUAACACGAGGACAGUAGACGAUGUUAGGAGAUGUUAAAAUGGACCUGAGCAAUGUGGACGUCUCUCCCCCCUCUCACCCGUCCUCCCCUCAACCCAGGUCAGCAGCUCCACCUCAGUAGCCUUACUAACUGAAACCUCACUCAGCUGGAAACAUUGAACAGAUACCUCAGUAAUUUACAGAAUGACUUUUUACCAUAGCUUUUAAGGGAACCAAACAUAAACUCACACACACACACACACACACACACACAGACACACUACAACUCUCUCCUCAGUCUUUGCAGUGUUAUGACGUCUCUCUCUCAAACACACAAACAGUAAACCAGUUGCCAGUUGUUUUAUGAAGUAGAAGAUUGUCCAGCAGAAUCCUAUUGCCAGUAGACCAGUCAGUUUAUAAGUUGGAUCCCAAUGUUUCUAAAUGUUAACGAUCACUCUCCAGUUUUUCUGCUUUACUCGCGUGAUCCUCGUCUCUGCCUCAUUCUGUACUUUCAGUCUUUGUCGUCUCUACAAACAGGCGACGUGCCGCUAAGCUUCGGCUCUGCGUAUAACCAAACAUACUACCUCUCCCUCCUGCACAUACAUACAAGCAUAUGUUUUGUUUUUUUUGUCGAAGCAUGACUUUUUUUUUUUUUUCAUUAUGAGGCAUCCGUUUGAAUUUUAACACUAAUUUAGAGAGGAUUUUUUGUGUAUAUGUACAGUUUAUUCCUUUUUAUAUCUUUUCUCUUUUCAAAUGCUGGAUCAUUUUUACCUCAGAUCUCACUACAAGCCUAAAAAUCUUAAAGUCAGUACAUCGGAGGCCUCUUGGGCAUCACCAUCCAACUGGACUGGCAUAAAUACAUUUUAGAGUCUCUGCAUGACUGUGUUCACAUAGCAGCUAACAGGGCCCAGAUUUUGUGACACAGAUGUGAUAUUUUCUAGCUCAAGGAAUUCAGCCUCAAUUAAAACAAGAUGAUGCGACCUUAAAUAGAGAAGUUAACUAGAUAUCAGUAUACUCCAAUACUGUAAUACUAUUAUUACUAAUACUAUUGUAAUAGUCUUUACAUUUGACUUAUAAACUUGAGUUUGUAGUGAGACAAUGACGUGAACAAGUCAGAGAGAAGAGCAGCUAAGGUUAAAUAUUUAAUUACAUCCAGGACACGGUUAGCUCAGUUACAGAUAAAAUAUAGAUGUAACAUUAAUGAUACCUCUUUUACACCAAAACAAGCAGGUCCAAGCAACUUAUUUAGACACAAGUAAACCUGCUCAAAAGGGCGAGUGACUCAUUUGUCAUUGCCAACAUAGAAGUCCAUCUUUCUUUCUUAUCUUUCCCCUGGUGCGUCUUAAUCGUCAUCACAAACGCACCGAAAACGGAGAAGCUCUCUUGCCUCGCUGUCUUGUCAAAUUAGAGCCGAUUAAAACCUGUGUCUACUGCAGAGUGAUUUAACCCCAAAUUUAGAUUAAAUUACAAUUAAAAGAGACGAUGGGUUGAGAAAGUCUUUGCCUAAUUCAGAUCCCGCUGGGACAGAGAUGAAAGCUGUUAUGUGAACGCAGCAUGAAACCUCAGUGGAUGUGACGAGACGUGUGUCCAGACCAACGAUGCACUGAAAGAAUUUGGAGGAAACGGGAGGCAGGCGGUCCUGCCUCAGCAAAGCAGAGCCUUCAAAAAUACUUUGAGGCUACUAUACUAACAUGUUAUGUCGCAGUAAAAUGCCACCUGAUUGGCAGAGGACUCAUUUGUUGUUGGUCUGAUGGGACUCCGCAGAGCCGCCAUUUGUUUCUCUGGGUUUUUUCUGUUAAGAGCUAAAUCGAUGUCACACAGUUCAACACCCUCCAUCAGGAGUGUUCGAAACGCUCAGCUUGAUGAAAAACGGAGGCAUCGAUACGUACUGAUUCAAACUAAAUAAAGGGAGUGGUAGUUAAACUUCGGUAGCUGCUCUGUCCUAACAUCUGAAAUGUAAAAAGUACUGAACCCGAUGUCCUUCAGUCGGUCUUGUCUCACAGGCUUCCUGUGCGUUUCUCUGUAGCUGUUUUCCUUUAAAGGUCUGAAAGGCUUUGUAACAUUGGGAUCCUGUUUUAGAUGUUCUAGAUACAAAUAGUGUGUAAUGUAGUUUUGUUCUGCUCAGCAGCCAGAUAAGUGUCACCCACCCACUCUCCCCCCGUUUCUCAGCACUCUGCCUUCUUCUAACCUCUCACUCAGCUUCCACAUCACCAGGCCUUCAACACAUAUGCUGUGAAUGACACACGGAGCCUUCAGCGAUCACUCUUUGUAUAAUGAUGAUAUCACCUCUCAGCUCACAGCAUGACGACGUCACGGCUCCUCUAAGGUUCAUUUAACACGAUCAGCUGCUGUUGACGGACAGAUAUGCAAAUAUCACAGAGUUCAUUCAGUGCGUAGAAAUAUUUCAUAAUGUAAUGAUAAAUGUUUUUGGGGAAUCAAGGUAGUCAUUGGAAAGAUAUGGCACUUUGGGGAAAAAGAUGAAAUAAUAUGAUGUGACACCCAAUCUGCCAAUAUAGAAGAAAGAUUAUUUGUUGUUUAAUGUUGAUAAUGAAAUUAGCUGUAUCCUGAAAAAUGACAGACUGAAUGAAAACAGACUGAAAAUUGAAUCUUAGAUGGUUUGACAGAUUUUUGAGUGAUAGUGGCCGUAGUUAAAGUGCCCAUAUUAUGUCUUUUUUUUUUUGUAUUGUAUAAAGUUAAAGAAAACCCCUUGGUAGUUACUUUGCAACUACGUCACCAAGUAACAUGUAAAACUUGUUUGCAGUGGUGGUUCAGGUGUAUCACCCGAUCGUUACUGUAGCAACAGAGCUGAUUAGGAAGCAUCUGUGUAAGAGACGGAACAUUAAGCAGUUGACCGAUCACAAAAGAGUUGUUUCAGACAGGGCUGCAGCAGCGUAGGGUCUGAAACAAGUGACUGUAUUUAGAAUAUUACAGCAUGUAAAGAUAAUCUAGGAGACCCCAAAUACAAAUGAUGAACCUGAAUCUGUAAAUGAUACAAUGUGGGCACUUUAAGGUCUUUGGCUCCUGCUGAUUGGUUGAACCCAGCGAGAGCAGGGGGAUAGAAAGUUUCUCUUCUGCCAGAGCAGAUGAGCAGAUACUCUCGAGGAUACGUCAUCAUCUGUCGCUCUGGUUGCAUUUCUCUGCUACCUCUUUAAAUAUGCGCUUGCUCAUACACGCAUGCACUUAAACAGCUGCACUCACACAUGAACAUACACUUCUGCUGACUGACUGAAAAGGUCGGACAGUGAACACAGCACACACUCGCUGAUCAACCCACACACGGCGCACACUUGUGUGCACUUCUUUCUCCCUCACCAGCAGUUAUUGCCAAUGAUGCACUUGUGUAUUUGUCUCUAAAUGCUCUGCAAAGCGUGUGAUGUCAAAAAAAAUGAUCUGUUGUCAUCUUUUUUUUAACUCUGAUCUCUAUAGUAAGACCUGGACUAGCCAGGUGGUUAGAAAUGAAUUGAACAUUAAUUAGUUCAGUUCAUACAGAAAGUUUCAUGUCUUUAAAAAAAAAAAAAAACAUAAAUGCACAUAUUGCUCAGCUCAGUUGUACCUUGGUGUGCCUAGAACCCACAGCCUUAUUUUGGGACAAUAUCAGGGGUUUUAAAGCAGAAUACAGGACGAUCCGCCCUCGUAUUACUGGUGACAGUUUCAUUGAGUUUUAGUAGCUGUUUUUCCUCUCUUCAUAUCCACACAUUUGUUAAUUUCUUAAAUUGUUGUAUCAGUUGUAGGAGUCAGCAGUAGCGUGCUCGUGGGAGGUGUUGUCUGUGUGUUUCUCUGCUGGUUGUUCUUUUAUUUAUUCCCCUUGAUUGUUUUCCCUUUUUUUCCCCAGAAACAUAUAAACCCUAUCUGGUUUCUAAAAAUAUACUCGUUUUGAUUCGUGCUGAUGCAACAGUUUAAAAUGAAAGAUUUUGAUUAAUUAUAGAACAUCCAGCAGCAGACCUCUGGCCUCCCACAGCACGGCCUACUCAUCAUUAGGAGAACAAAAUCAGAAAUGCUUCAAAUCAGAGUUUAUCUCAGUAGAGUCCCAAGAUAAGAUACCUUUACCCUCACCCAUGCACACCACAUUGCAGUAAAACCCACCAGACCUCAGUGCUUCUAGCAGAAACUCGUCUUUUAAACAUAUACAGUUGCCAUGGCAUCGCUGUUGAUGGCAUCAUCAAUAGCCCCAUACCAUAAUAAAUAGUGUUAUACAUACAGUACCUUAACCAAUGUCUCUCUUUGUGGUUAAAAAUCACCGCCUGUUUUUUGUGUUGCUCUUUUUUUCUUUUUUGCUCUUCUCUUUGAAGUUGAUCCAUUGUACUUUGAUUACAUGCAUUGUAUGUAGUAAAAUACUGAUGAUGUUUUGGGGAAAUCACAAAUAAAACAGCUGUACAUAAUGAUGCAAAACGC